Messenger RNA from Trachemys scripta elegans, 2118 nucleotides. It is a transcript of the gene ADORA3, whose product is annotated as adenosine A3 receptor. Lineage: Eukaryota; Metazoa; Chordata; Testudines; Emydidae. Gene Ontology annotation, molecular function: G protein-coupled adenosine receptor activity. The record is from RefSeq and is a predicted model, not a curated record. The transcript is spliced from 2 exons. The coding region runs from base 412 to 1380 and encodes 322 amino acids. Gene Ontology annotation, cellular component: synapse; membrane; dendrite. Gene Ontology annotation, biological process: G protein-coupled adenosine receptor signaling pathway.
AAGUGACAACAGCUAGAGCAAGUGAAGGCAGGUAAAUUUUUGGCUGGGCUGCUACAAGAUUUCUGACCACUUCAAAAGAAAUGUCGAGAGUGCUCAAAGGAGACUGAAGGAGCCACAGAGAUGUUCUGGCAUUAACAAGGAGAAAUCACAAGGAAGGAUCAUAUAGCAUGGAUAUCCAGGUGCAAUUUUCUCUUGUGCGAUGCUAAGGAGGGGUAACAGCCAGUUAGUUAACUGCAUGAUUCCAUGGGGACAUAAAGUUCUGCACAGUUCUGUAGUUAUUGUGAGGAAAGUCACUGGGAGAGCUGAGCUUUGGUGCCCUUGUAGAAGAAAAAUCCUACUCAAGCUUGUUCUUGUUGGCAUCUUCCUCCUUCCUUGAGCCUGCAGAGCAGAGGAGGCACCCUGCUAUUCGCCAUGACAAACAGCAGUUUGACUCUAAGCAGCCUGGAUGCAGUUUACAUCACCAUCGAGUUCAUUAUUGGGAUAUCUGCAACCGUGGGCAACAUCCUGGUCAUCUGGGUGGUGAAGCUGAACCCAGCUUUUCAGACAAAUACCUUCUACUUCAUUGUCUCCCUGGCGCUGGCCGAUAUAGCCGUGGGCAUCCUUGUCAUGCCACUGGCCAUCGUGGUGAGCCUGGGAGUCGACAUCCACUUCUACUCCUGCCUCUUCAUGUGCUGCCUGAUGGUGGUUUUCACUAAUGCCUCCAUCCUGUCUCUCCUGGCUAUAGCAAUCGACAGGUACCUAAGAGUGAAGCUGCCCACCAGGUACAGAAUAAUCACCACGAAGAGAAGAAUCUGGGUGGCUCUUGGAAUUUGCUGGUUGUUGUCCUUGCUGACAGGAUUUGUCCCCAUGUUCGGAUGGAAUAAAAGGAUUGACCCAAAAAUGCCCAGUGAAUUCAAGUGUAAAUUCACCUCUGUGAUGAGCAUGGACUACAUGGUGUAUUUCAACUUCUUCGCCUGGAUCCUCAUCCCUCUGAUCCUCAUGUGUGCUCUGUACAUCGAGAUCUUCUACAUUAUCCGAACAAAGCUAAGUCAAAGUGCAACAAACACAAAUGCAGGAGUGUUUUACGGGAAGGAGUUCAAGGCGGCCAAAUCUUUGGCCCUCGUCCUCUUCUUGUUUGCGAUUUGUUGGCUGCCUUUGUCCAUUCUAAACUGUAUUGGCCGUUUCUGUCUCAACUGUCAAAUCCCGUCGCAUCUGUUGUACGUGAGCAUUCUGCUGUCUCACUCCAAUUCGGUCAUGAAUCCCGUUGUCUAUGCUUGCAAGAUAAAGAAGUUCAAAGACACUUAUACUCUUAUUUUAAGAACCCAUGUCCUGCGCAUGAGUCCAAAGCUGGUCAGUUCUAGCAUGGAGCAAACAUCAGAGUGCGACCCAGUGACUCCUUGAUGCCAACUGGCAGAGGGUCCAAGGGGCACGCAUAGGAUUUUACAGGGAUUCCCUGGGUCACAUAUAUGCAUAAUAAUUCACCAAAUGAUGGCAAAUGAGGUCUCUACCGAGAGACAGUAGCCCACUGCUCAUCAUAACCAUUGCAAUAUGUAUGGAUGGAUAAUAUUUAAUGAGUUAUGUAUCUAUAUUGAAAAUAAUGUUCUUAAGGUCUUUGAGUCAAAGCAUGUCACAUACCUUGGUAAUGUUCUUUUCAGACAAGUGGUAAUAUCUCCGUCUGGUCAUUUGUGUAGUGUGUAGUGCGUAUCUCACAAUGUAUGCCUAUUUGCAUAUUGAGCCAGGUGCUAAUUAAGAGACUGUAAAAAUCUACAAGAGAGGAAAUCUACAGGAAGAAAAAACAAAAGGAGAGUUUCCUGCUUAUGAAUAAAGACAAAGGAUUGUUUUGGGUAUAUCUUGGUGUGCAAAGGGACACACUGAAACCUUCACCUUGGAGGCAAACUGACAGCAUACAUAUCUCGUGCAAGGGAGGGGUCAUAGCCAGCCUGGCUGCAAAGUGCUGCAAGGAUUUUUAGAGGAGCAAUACUCUACUAGCCAUGAGAGUAUCUUGUUAAUUAAGUCUAGGCUCUAGAAUGCAUGCUAUGAUUUUAUUCUUUAUGGAACCAUUGUUUCCAAUAUUUCUACUUGCUUCUACUCGAAUUGUUAUGCGUUGUUAAAUAAACUUGUAUUUGAUUUAACUAUGAA